Molecule: messenger RNA, 2187 nt
Organism: Xiphias gladius (swordfish)
Lineage: Eukaryota; Metazoa; Chordata; Actinopteri; Istiophoriformes; Xiphiidae
Gene: scp2a
Product: sterol carrier protein 2a
Exons: 16
Coding region: 107-1729 (540 amino acids)
Molecular function (GO): acyltransferase activity, transferring groups other than amino-acyl groups
Source: RefSeq, a predicted model, not a curated record
AGUGACGCGUCGCCUGAGACAUAGAUGAUCUUUGCUCUGUCAGCGCUGCAGCCGUCCGCACACCUUGCUGUCUCUGCCCCGGACCCGCCGCUGAGGAGAAGCGACCAUGGCACCUGGGAUAAAGAACAGGGUGUUCGUCGUCGGCGUUGGCAUGACAAAGUUUGACAAGCCUGGAGCCCGAGAUAACUGUGACUAUCCUGAUAUGGCCAAGGAAGCAGGUCAAAAGGCCUUAGCAGAUGCAGGAAUCCCAUAUUCUGCCAUUGAACAAGCCUGUGUAGGAUAUGUCUAUGGGGACUCCACAUGUGGGCAGAGGGCCAUUUAUCACAGCCUGGGCCUGACUGGGAUCCCUAUCAUCAACGUCAACAACAACUGCUCCACAGGCUCCACUGCUCUCUUCAUGGCACGGCAGCUGGUCCUGGGAGGUCUUGCUGACUGUGUGCUGGCCCUCGGGUUUGAGAAGAUGGAGAGGGGCUCUUUGUCCUCAAAGUAUAUGGACAGGACCAAUCCCAUGGACAAGCACAUGGAGGUUAUGAUCAACCGUUACGGGAUGGUGGCAGCCCCAGCAGCACCACAGAUGUUUGGCAAUGCUGGAAGGGAGCACAUGGAGAAAUAUGGAACAAAACCGGAACACUUUGCUAAAAUUGCCUGGAAAAACCACAAGCAUUCAACUAACAACCCCUAUUCCCAGUUCCAGGAAGAGUACAGCCUGGAGCAGGUGAUGAACUCCAGGAAGGUGUUUGACUUCCUUACUCUACUUCAGUGUUGCCCUACAUCAGAUGGUGCUGGAGCAGCAGUUUUAGCCAGCGAGGCCUUUGUCAGGAAACAUCUUCUGGAGAACCAGGCAGUAGAGAUUGUGGCCCAAGAGAUGGUGACAGACCUCGCCUCCACGUUUGAAGAAAACAGCUGUAUUAAGAUGGUGGGGUAUGACAUGUCUCGGUUGGCGGCUAAAAAGUGUUACGAGGCAGCAGGUCUGAAGCCCAGUGACGUUGAUGUGGUCGAGCUGCACGACUGCUUCUCAGCCAAUGAGCUCAUCACAUAUGAGGCUCUGGGGCUGUGUCCAGAGGGUACAGCUGGGGAGUUGAUUGACAGGGGGGACAACACCUAUGGAGGCAAGUUUGUGGUCAACCCCAGUGGUGGUCUCAUCUCUAAAGGACACCCUCUGGGUGCCACAGGUCUGGCCCAGUGUGCGGAGCUGUGCUGGCAGCUCCGAGGGCAGGCUGGCAGGAGGCAGGUCCCAGGGGCAAAAGUGGCCUUGCAGCACAACAUUGGCUUAGGAGGAGCUGUGGUUGUUGCUCUCUACAGGAUGGGAUUCCCACAGGUGGCCAGGUCCCGCAUAGGUGCAGUUCCCACCAGCUCAGGCAGUGGUAUGGAGGGGUUUAAAGCUUACCCUGUCUUCAAAGAGAUCGACAAACAUUUACAGGAGGAAGGAGAGAAGCUCGUCAAGAAGAUUGGUGGAGUGUUUGCAUUUAAAGUGAAGAAUGGACCAGAUGGGAAGGAGGCGACUUGGGUCGUGGAUGUGAAAAGUGGCAAAGGUUCUGUCACCAAUGACCCAGAAAAAAAGGCAGACUGCACCUUGUCCAUGAAUGAUGAAGAUCUUCUGGAUUUGAUGACAGGAAAAUUGAACCCACAAAUGGCAUUCCUCAAAGGGAAGCUGAAGAUCACUGGAAAUAUGGCCAUGGCUAUGAAGCUGCAGAACCUCCAGGUUACACCAGGCAAGGCAAAGCUGUGACACCCUGAGUGAGCGUUUUUUCCCCUGAGCAACAGGAAAAGGAAAACUUGAUUUCUCCUAUUGAAACUGUAAUUUUGCUUAUCGACAAACAGGUAUAGUAGAUUCAUAAUGUGUUUCUGAGUUUCAAUUCCAGCUGCUACUUUGAUAUCAGAGCACACUGCAUUUUGAAUGGCUAAUAUCCACAUUGUUGGAUAUACACCGACCACCUUCAGCUCUCAUAAGAAUUCUGAAACAUCCAUUGAAUCCAUAGGAGCUGCUUGCUAUUAGCAACAUCAGUGAAAGUUUUAAGAAAUGUAAGUAGCUUCACUGUUUGAUUGUCAAAAUGUGCCUCUUACUUCUGUCCAUAAAAUUAAACUUGUGGUUUAGAGCCAUUUUUGGUCUCAACCAUUUUGAUAGAUCAGUUUGUAUAGACUAUAGACUAUAAAUGAACGAAAUUACCUUUUUUUUUUUUUUUUUAA